ACAUUAACAUGUCAUGACAAGGCAGAAGGACCGGUUUGUCGAAAGCUACAGUAUUUUACUGGUUCAACGCUGCACCACAGAUAAUAUGAUGACGUUAUCUGGCGUAAAUGAGAGCUACAGCUUGAGCUAGCUAGCUAUAUGUACCUGCAAGUUCAGCGAACUAGCAGCUAGCUAAGCUUAGCUAGUUAGCCUGCCAAGGAAAGCAAUGGCUUGAUUACAGCAUUUAGCUAGCAAACAACAGAUAUCUAGCUGCUAGUUAUUAGGUGCUGAUUGCAAACGUGGAUUUCCAACAUGUGGUGCACAUAGCACGUAUUUAAACAUUUAUAUGACUUGUAUACAUUUACAUUGCAUCUUUUGUCGAGCAAACCCCCAAAACACAGCGGGCCACAAAUGGAACCAGGGAGUUCGCGUGAAAGUCCAUCCGGCUCUGGGGGUCCCGAAAUGGCGGGCCUACGUGAGGAGACCCCCGGCGAAGAGGCUGAGGAUGGGGACAACUGUAUCCUGAAAGGAGGAGGAGACGGAGGCAACGAAAACACUCUGGACAAGAUGAAAGCAGAAUGUAAGGAUGAUGCUGUUACUGGGGAAAAGAUUGAGGAUACGGAUGAAGACAAAUAUGAAGAGGCAUUGGACCCUAGAAUUCAGGAGGAGCUUGAGCACCUAAAUCAGGCCAGUGAUGAGAUCAACAAGCUGGAACUGCAACUGGAUGAUGCUAGGUCCAGCUACAGGAGGAUCCUUACUGACUCAGCCAGGAAGCUCAAUGCUCAGGGCUCCCAGCUAGGCACCUGCAUCGAGAAGGCCAGGCCCUACUACGAAGCCCGCAGACUAACCAAAGAGGCCCAGCAGGAGACGCAGAAGGCAGCGUUGCGGUACGAGAGAGCCGUCUCCAUGCAUACGGCUGCCAGGGAGAUGGUGUACGUGGCAGAGCAGGGGCUCCUGGCAGACAGGAACACUCUGGACCCCACCUGGCAGGAGAUGCUCAACCACGCCACCUCCAAGGUGAACGAGGCAGAGGAGGAGCGGCUGCGGAGUGAGAGGGAGCACCAGCGGGUCACUCAGCUGUGCCAGGAGGCAGAGCAACGUGUCCAGACCCUCCAGAAAUCCCUGAAGAGGGUCAUCGUCAAGUCCAAACCUUACUUUGAGCUCAAGGCUCAGUUCAACCACAUACUAGAGGAGCACAAGGCGAAUGUGGUGCAGCUGGAAGAACGUGUCGCAAAGGUGAAGAUGCGCUACUCCGUCGCCCUGCGCAACCUGGAGCAAAUCAGCGAGCAAAUCCAUGCUCAGAGGGGGCGUGUCCGAGCCACCAGGGCCCACCUCGUAGCCUGCGGUGGGCGGAGCUCUCCAGUGGGGGCGGAGGCUGAGGUCAAAGCUGCGGUCGGGGUUCAGGUUGGAGGAGCCUGUGGCGGAGGAGGAGGCUUGGAUGAGAAGGACUGGGCUGAUGGAGAGAAGACCAGGCAGUGGGUGGAGAGACACAGAGAGCAGGGCUGGGGUCACAGGGAGAGGGGGGAGGCAGGGUCGGACUCCAUGUCUGACAUGAGCCUCCAGACCAUCGCCUCGGAUCUGGAGAAGUGUGACUCAGUGGGGCACCUGGGGGAUCUGAGUGACGUGAGCAGCCUGAUGGGAGAGGACUGGGAGAGGGACCAGUCCUUUUUGGCUGAGAACAGAGACCGAGACGGGAACCCCAGGGCAGAGGAGAGAGUUGUGAGGGACGUGAGCAGCCUGAUGGGAAAGGAGAGGGAGAGGUCCUUGAUAGCUGAGAACCGAGACGGGAACCCCAGGGCAGAGGAGAGAGUUGUGAGCAGCCUGAUGGGAAAGGAGAGGGAGAUGUCCUUGAUAGCUGAGAUCCGAGACGGGAACCCCAGGGCAGAGGAGAGAGUUCUGAGGGACGUUGUCAUCCCCACUCCAAGGCAGGAUAGAUUGGAGGAGGUGAGGGGGGCGAUACGGAGAGAGAGACAGGACAGCUUUGUCAAGCAGCACCACAGAAGUGUGAGUUUGUGAGUCCAGAAGAAUAGAAUGGGCUGGUGAGUGAUGAUGAUGAUGAGUGAUCAAAUAAGGGAAAGAGAUCAGAAGGUCAACAUCAUAGAAAAGACAUGGAGACUGUAGAAGCAUCCUAUUCCCUAUAUAGUGCACUACAUUUGACCAGAGCCCCCGUAGGUAAUGGGAUGUCAUUUGGGACGCUGCCUGCAUCAUUGGGACGCUGCCUGCAUCAUUGGGACGCUGCCUGCAUCCUUGUGACGAUGCCUGCAUCCUUGUGACGCUGCCUGCAUCCUUGUGACGCUGCCUGCAUCAUCGUGACGCUGCCUGCAUCAUUGUGACGCUGCCUGCAUCAUUGUGACGCUGCCUGCAUCAUUGUGACGCUGCCUGCAUCCUUGUGACGCUGCCUGCAUCAUUGUGACGCUGCCUGCAUCCUUGUGACGCUGCCUGCAUCCUUGUGACGCUGCCUGCAUCAUUGGGCGCUGCCUGCAUCCUUGUGACGCUGCCUGCAUCCUUGUGACGCUGCCUGCAUCCUUGUGACGCUGCCUGCAUCCUUGUGACGCUGCCUGCAUCAUUGGGACGCUGCCUGCAUCAUUGGGACGCUGCCUGCAUCAUUGGGACGCUGCCUGCAUCCUUGUGACGCUGCCUGCAUCCUUGUGACGCUGCCUGCAUCCUUGUGACGCUGCCUGCAUCAUUGUGACGCUGCCUGCAUCCUUGUGACGCUGCCUGCAUCAAUGGGACGCUGCCUGCAUCCUUGUGACGCUGCCUGCAUCCUUGUGACGCUGCCUGCAUCCUUGGGACGCUGCCUGCAUCAUUGGGACGCUGCCUGCAUCAUUGGGACGCUGCCUGCAUGCUUGUGACGCUGCCUGCAUCAAUGGGACGCUGCCUGCAUCAAUGGGACGCUGCCUGCAUCAUUGGGACGCUGCCUGCAUCAUUGGGACGCUGCCUGCAUCCUUGUGACGCUGCCUGCAUCCUUGUGACGCUGCCUGCAUCCUUGUGACGCUGCCUGCAUCAUUGUGACGCUGCCUGCAUCCUUGUGACGCUGCCUGCAUCAAUGGGACGCUGCCUGCAUCCUUGUGACGCUGCCUGCAUCCUUGUGACGCUGCCUGCAUCCUUGGGACGCUGCCUGCAUCAUUGGGACGCUGCCUGCAUCAUUGGGACGCUGCCUGCAUGCUUGUGACGCUGCCUGCAUCAAUGGGACGCUGCCUGCAUCAAUGGGACGCUGCCUGCAUCAUUGGGACGCUGCCUGCAUCAUUGGGACGCUGCCUGCAUCAUUGGGACGCUGCCUGCAUCAAUGGGACGCUGCCUGCAUCAUUGUGACGCUGCAGAGAGGAGUAGCAGGGAGGAGGGUGGCUGGUGCAUCAUGAAUAACAACGUGAGAAAGCGAGAAGAGGAAGUGUUAGGUGAUUUUAAACUAGGUGCCUGUGGGAAUUGUAGUUCUCUCACUCUGCUCUGUCUAUUGUGCAACACCGUAAAGAUAUCAGUGACCUGAGACUGCCAACGCAUGACAAAUCCACUGAGGCUCGUCUAAACACAAUGCUGAAUGUAGAUACAGAGACCACAUAACGUCCAUAACGUACACUUACUCUACUGACCGUUUCACAUGCGGGAGAAAUUUACGCAGCAAAGCUUAUUUUAGGAAUGUUAUUUUUAUAUUGACUUUAGUCCCUGAAUUGAAUUACCACAUAAUAGUUUGUUGUUGUUGCUCGUCCUUGGCAUGAACACAAGGCGUUAAUGCAAGCGACACUGCUCUCUCUCCCUCUUGAGUAGAAAUACAAACAGGAAUAUGAUUAUUGUAUUUUAAACACCUUCAGAUUUUUUUAUUUUUUAUUUUUUACCUUUAUUUAACCAGGCAAGUCAGUUAAGAACAAAUUCUUAUUUUCAAUGACGGCCUGGGAACAGUGGGUUAAC
Molecule: messenger RNA, 3882 nt
Organism: Oncorhynchus kisutch (coho salmon)
Lineage: Eukaryota; Metazoa; Chordata; Actinopteri; Salmoniformes; Salmonidae
Product: SH3 domain-binding protein 5-like
Exons: 6
Coding region: 391-1995 (534 amino acids)
Biological process (GO): intracellular signal transduction
Cellular component (GO): cytoplasm
Molecular function (GO): protein kinase inhibitor activity
Source: RefSeq, a predicted model, not a curated record